UUGACCGUGCCCAUGAGUCUGGCGUUGCCUACGUUACUCACCUACAAGGAUCGUUCCUUGGACACUACUCUUAUAUAUAAGGACGCAACACUCCCUGAGGAUCUUCUGUGGGAUCCUGGUUAUACCCAGCCAUUGACACGUCUUUCGUUUUAUUUCAACCAUCUUGACCUGCCUCUGGUGUCGUGUCAAGAGAGAUUUAUCUGUGAACUGGCUGCUGAUCCCAGUACCUUCUCACCCUUCGACCAGCUCUUCCUCAAGGAACUCAGACACGUAUAUGGACCAGUAACUUCCUCAGCUGACUCACUAAUGUGGAGAUAUAUGUCAGCUGCUCGUCAAGGUUUUGCCUCACCUAUACAAACCUGCAAGGCUGCCUUCCCUACCUGUCCUCUGGCUGCCAACCAAGUCUUGGAUAUGUCAGUCCUAAAAGUAUGGAAAUUCAUUACCACCAAAUUCAAUGUAAAUUUAUAUUGAAAGGAAUGUAGACUCGUGUAUAUCACAUACACAACGUGUACAGAGAGUGGAAUGAUGUUUCCUGUCAGUGAUGUUAGCUGAGAUGUCGAUAACUCAUUCUUUUGGGGUCGACUCUUGAUAAUAUUUGAAUUUGUUUAGAUAAGUUGGUAAGGUUAAGGUGGUACCUGGUGGAUGGUAGACAGUUAUGGUGGUACCUGAUGGA
This is a messenger RNA of Cherax quadricarinatus, 673 nucleotides long. RefSeq names its product mucin-2-like. NCBI's taxonomy places the organism in Eukaryota, Metazoa, Arthropoda, Malacostraca, Decapoda, Parastacidae. The record is from RefSeq and is a predicted model, not a curated record.